Molecule: messenger RNA, 2926 nt
Organism: Arachis stenosperma
Lineage: Eukaryota; Viridiplantae; Streptophyta; Magnoliopsida; Fabales; Fabaceae
Product: protein PAF1 homolog
Exons: 12
Coding region: 592-2493 (633 amino acids)
Biological process (GO): transcription elongation by RNA polymerase II
Cellular component (GO): Cdc73/Paf1 complex
Molecular function (GO): RNA polymerase II complex binding; chromatin binding
Source: RefSeq, a predicted model, not a curated record
GAUAGUAAAUCAGAGAUGAAAAUGUAGCGAAGCAAUACAUGACAAUAUGACAUGGUAUGAGUAUGAUACUAUGAUUGCUCGCAAAAGCAAAAGCAAGAACGUUCCAACGGAGAACAUAAUCUCACCACUCAAAACACACAAGCUCGUCUUUUUUCACUCUCCACAAUUACUGCUAAUAAUAUCACCGAUCUAUGCUCUCUGCACUUGCUGCUUUUCCACUUAGGUUAGGACUUAUGUGCAGUCAUUCGGGUACUGGAAUCUUCCAUAUCAAAGGCUCUGUUUUUACGGGACCCUUUUCUGAAAAGUUUGAAACUUCGGUGACCGUAUCACUUUAUUAUUAUUAUUAUUAUUAUUUUGUAUGAGAACUGUUUUGAUCUCCGAAGACUAGGUUUUGAGCAAUAGAGCAAUAGAUAGGUGACUAGAACUUUUUCCAAUUAAUGCCUGGAAGGGUUUCGGGUUCUACUAUUGAGAGGGCGUAAUCUAGGACUAGGAAUAAGUUUGGAUUAUUUAGGGUUUAUCUCUGUUCAGCUUGUAUAUUGUGGAAGGAUACGAAAAUAGAAAUAAGGUAGCCCUAAAAUUUAUGAUUUAGGAAUGGCUUCUUACAGGCCUUUUCUUCCUCAAUCUUCGUUUCGUCCACCAAGUCAAAGUCAAAACCCUCCAAAUGCUGGAUAUAAUCAUGCUGCUGGUUUUGGAUCAUCAGCUUCACACCAUUAUCAGCAGUAUCCAUAUCCACCACCACCACCACCACCACCACCAGCAGCUCCUCCUGAAACCUCAUACCCUCCACCACCACCUCCACCUGUUCCUGCACCUUCAAUGUACUAUCCUCCUAAUCAAUACUCUCAGUACAAUCAGCAGCAGCCACCACUGCCUCCUUCUUCGCCACCGCCCAGUGCAUCUAUGCCACCACCACCUCCCCCUAGUUCACCACCACCUCCUGCUUCAGCUUCUUUGCAAAGUCAAAGGAACGAGGAAAGGCAAUCGCAUGAUCGCAGUAAAGGGAAGCUGAAGGAGGCUUCAACUUCCGCCAGAGGCAUUCCUCAUAAACAGCAGAAGCCAAUGCCAAUGAAGAAAUCGAAUGGGCCUCCUGGGAGAGCUGAGACGGAGGAGGAAAGGAGGUUGAGAAAAAAGAGAGAAUUUGAGAAGCACAGGCAGCAGCUGAAGGAUUCCCAGAACAGUGUUCUGCCAAAGACUCAGAUAUCUGGGAAGGGGCAUGGUUCGGUUAUAGGGUCACGGAUGGGAGAAAAGAGGACUACUCCUUUAUUGAGUGGUGAAAGGAUUGAAAAUAGGUUGAAGAAGCCAACUACAUUUCUAUGCAAGAUGAGGUUCCGAAAUGAACUUCCAGAUCCAAGUGCACAACCCAAGCUAAUGGCAUUCAAGAAAGACAAAGAUGAAUAUGCAAAAUAUACGAUCACAUCCCUGGAGAAAAUGUACAAACCCAAGCUUUUUGUGGAGCCUGAUCUUGGGAUACCUUUAGACCUGCUUGAUCUCAGUGUUUACAAUCCUUCCAGUGUUAGACCACCCCUUGAACCAGAAGAUGAAGAACUGUUGCGAGAUGAUGAAGUUGUUACUCCAAUGAAAAAAGGUGGCAUAAAAAGAAAAGAAAGACCUACUGACAAAGGUGUUGCAUGGCUUGUCAAAACACAGUAUAUAUCUCCUCUAAGCAUGGAAUCGACAAAACAGUCUUUUACUGAAAAGCAAGCAAAGGAACUGAGAGAGAUGAAGGGUCGCAAUAUUUUGGAAAAUAUUAACAACAGGGAAAGACAAAUAAAGGAAAUAGAAGCAUCAUUUGAAGCGGCUAAAUCACAUCCCGUUCAUGCAACUAACAAAGAUGUGUAUCCUGUUGAGAUUCUGCCGUUGCUGCCUGAUUUUGAUAGGUACGAUGAUCAGUUUGUUGUUGCGGCAUUUGAUAAUGCUCCUACAGCUGAUUCUGAAAGCUACAAUAAGUUGGACAAAUCUACACGUGAUGCCCAUGAGUCGCAGGCAAUUAUGAAAAGCUAUGUUGCAUCGGGUUUGGAUCCUGCAAAUCCUGAGAAAUUCUUAGCUUAUAUGGUCCCAGCACCUGGAGAGAUGUCAAAGGAUAUAUAUGACGAAAACGAAGACGUCUCAUAUUCUUGGGUCCGCGAAUAUCACUGGGAUGUACGGGGCGAUGAUGCACAUGACCCUACGACGUACUUGGUUUCGUUUGACGAGUCAGAGGCACGCUAUUUGCCUCUUCCUACAAAGCUUGUUUUAAGAAAAAAGAGAGCCAGAGAGGGAAGAUCUGGUGAUGAGGUUGAACAAUUUCCAAUACCUUCAAGAGUGACUGUAAGGCGACGGCCGAACGCAGCUGCAAUUGAACUGAUGGAUUCUGAGGCUUAUGCAAAUACGAAGGGAGGGGACGUAGAAAUGGAUGAUGACGACGACAUGGAAGAGCAACAUAGGGUUGCUAAUGCUAUGCAGCAGCAGGAUAAUUAUCAGUCUAGUGGAGCAGAAGAUGACAUCUAUGAUUGAUUGAUUCUUUGAUGCAAAUUUUGCUGCUGCACCUUCAUGAUAAUUUCUCCACCAAUUUGUUUUCGUACUGAUGGUGGCUGGUAGCUGAAUUUGAAGUGACUUAAGAUUCUCCAUUGAAGGAUGAAAAAUGAGAUGAGAAUCGCCAUGUUAUAUGCCCAUUUCAACUCAUACCUUGUACUUCCCAAUUGUAGGCAGUUUUAAAGUUAUAGGUUUUUCUGUUAAAAUAGAAAAUAAUGAAAAAUAAGAAAAUGUAAAAAUGUGUAAGGUAACAUGUUUUUAUUUAUUCGGUAUAUUUGUUGGCCAAAUUUUUAAGAUCUUAAGAGUUUCUUUGGAACAUGCUAGUGUUUCUUAGAAAGAACAAAUGAUAAACAGCAUAUUUAUCGAACAAACUCGAUGAAAACUAGCAUAUUACAUUCAUGUCAGUGUCGAAGGU